Molecule: messenger RNA, 271 nt
Organism: Eimeria tenella
Lineage: Eukaryota; Apicomplexa; Conoidasida; Eucoccidiorida; Eimeriidae
Exons: 1
Source: RefSeq, a predicted model, not a curated record
GCCUUUCUGGAGGAGGAGCAAAAAGCAAAAAAAGAAAAAAAGAAGAGACAAAAAGGGGACAGCUUUGCUGCGCAAGACACAGCAGCAGCAGCAGCAGCAGCAGCAGCAACAGCAGCAGCAGCAGCAGAGGUGUCAGACGAAGAAGGAGAGCCAGCAGCAGCAGCAGCUACAGGAGAACCAGCAGCAGCGACGACAGCGGAGCCAGCAGCAGCAGCAGCAGCAGCAGCACCAGCAACAGCAGCACCAGCAGCAGCAGCAGCAGCAAGUUUAG